AUGCCACCAGCAGGCGGCAAGCGAUACCUAACCUCGACCGCAGUCUUUCUGAACGAAGUGAUCAAGCUAGCUAUCUCACUCACAAUGGCCCUCUAUGACGUCUCCAAAACCGCACCUCCAUCCAUGCCCGCUACAUCCCUCUUCUUUUCCCUCACAAACACCGUUUUCUCCGGCGACAGCUGGAAACUAGCUAUCCCCGCGGCUCUAGGCGUUCUUUCCAACUCCCUCCAAUACAUUGCGAUAUCCAAUAUGCGGGCUGCGACAUUUCAGGCCACAUUUCAAUUACAUUUUCUCACGACUGCGAUUUUCGGUCUGGUCCUUUUGCGACGCAGUAUCCCUACUCGAAAGUGGGCUCUGCUACUUCUAUUAAUCGUGGGCGUGGCUUUAAUUCAAAUUCCCGAUGCCAAUUCGACGGAUAUAACUGUGAACGAUGAGACUGCGGCUAGUUUCCCUCGAUCUAUUGAAGAGUGGAAGGCUGCGAAGGGUGCUGGUGCUGCUGCUGCUGGUGCAUUGCAAAAGCGUUCUGCUACAUAUGAAGGUAUCGAAGAGGAUACUCGGACUGCCGAUCUGAAUUUCAAUGCGACGAUUGGUCUCCUGGCUAUCGUUGGUGCGGCUUUCGCAUCAGGCUUUGGUGGUGUUUUCUUUGAGAAGAUCCUUCGUGAUAGUUCGAGUCAUACUUCUUUGUGGGUGCGCAAUGUGCAAAUGGCGAUUUAUUCGGUUUUUCCGGCUCUUUUUAUCGGAGUUGGGUUUCAGGAUGGGGAGAAGGUUUCCAAUGAUGGUUUCUUCCAGGGUUAUAACUGGGUUGUGUGGUCUACUAUCAUUGUUCAGGCCUUGGGUGGCAUUAUCUCGAUAUUCUCUGCGCGUCAUGCGCAUAAGCAGCCCAGCUGUGUGGAUACGACUGCAACUCUUAUCUUGAGUAUCGUUGGGAGUGUCGUUCUUUUCCAGUUCGAACUCACUGCAAGCUUUCUGCUCGGCGCUGCUUUGGUUUUGGUAGCUACGCACUACUACGGUAACCCCAGAUUCAAUCCUGCUGCAGGCAAGAUUAGCGUUGCUCGUCCACCACCUAUCCACAUAGACAACUACGAGAAGAAUGGCGCACUGGACGACUCUCCAGUCGCUGGCUCACCUAACGACUUUUCUAUCAAACUACCCACCACCCCGUUCUUGUCAGAUGCUGUUGCUGCUGUUAAUGGUGAAGCAUUAUAUUCCUGUCCACGUGAACCCUCUCCCACCCAUACACGCACCCUUCCACCCAACCCUUCACCUCACCGUCUUUCCAACCGUCCACCCACCCAUUCCAUUCCAUCUAUCUCAUCCCUAUUUACCCUUAGUAUAUUCGAGAUGAGACGCCAAAUCUCCCCAUCAACACCCUUUCAACCCCCUAAGCGUCGUCGAAUUGAAAGUCGAUUCUUCACCUCAUCCCCAAGCAGUGUUACAGGAAUCAUCGAUCAGAGACUCAUUGAUGGAUCUCAGCAAUCCCAACCUCGGUCUCUCUUUUCGAAUCCGAAUCAAGGAUCUAUCACACCCGCUCAUGAUGAGGAUACAGCCUUGGAUGCUUUUGAUCUUGAAUUACUUGCGCAGGAAGGCUUUCAAGCUCGUCCAGCUCAGCUACCAUCACAAAAACAAGAAACCUUUCAUCCCCGUCCAGGCACGCAGCAAAUCUCACACUUCGACAACAUCCUCCCCUCAAUCCGAGGAGUCCUCCUCAUCCCAGUAUCAGACCUCCCAGAACAAUACAGGCAACUCUUCUCCUUCCCACUAUUCAACGCAGUGCAAUCCAAAUGCUUCAACCCCACCUACAAAAGCAACGACAACCUCAUCCUCUCCGCCCCAACAGGAAGCGGCAAAACAGUUAUAAUGGAACUAGCCAUCUGCCGCCUCCUCAACAUCCUCAAAGACGAAAGAUUCAAAGUAAUUUACCAAGCACCUACAAAAUCUCUCUGCUCCGAACGUUUCCGAGACUGGAACUCCAAAUUCGCACCUUUAAAGCUCCGCUGCGCAGAAUUAACAGGAGAUACCGAUAACAGCCUUCUUCGAAAUGUUCAAAGCAGCCAGAUUAUCAUCACGACGCCUGAGAAAUGGGAUAGCAUGACGAGAAAAUGGAAAGAUCAUAUGCGACUUAUGCAGCUUGUUAAGCUCUUCUUGAUUGAUGAGGUUCAUAUACUUAAGGAGUCGAGGGGGGCUACGCUUGAAGCUGUUGUUUCGAGAAUGAAGAGUAUCGGGAGCAAUGUGAGGUUUGUUGCGUUGAGUGCGACUGUGCCUAAUUCGGAGGAUAUAGCUACUUGGCUUGGGAGGGAUGCGGUGAAUCAACAUGUUCCUGCGCAUAGGGAACAUUUUGGGGAGGAUUUUAGGCCGGUGAAGUUGCAGAAGUUUGUUUAUGGGUAUAUGUCAUCUUCGAAUGAUUUUGCUUUUGAUAAGCUUUGCGGGUCGAAGUUACCUGAGAUAAUUGAGGGGCAUUCGUGUCGAAAGCCCAUUAUGAUCUUUUGUUGUACUCGGAACUCUUCUGUGGCGACAGCCAAGGAGCUGGCUCGUUUGUGGAACAUGACGAAUCCACCUGCUAGAAUGUGGAGGGGACCCAGCAGACAGAUUGAGGUUAACAAUGAAGAUCUUCGCACAACGAUUUCUGCUGGAGUCGCAUUCCACCACGCCGGUCUUGGUCCAAGUGACAGACGCGUCGUGGAAAGAGGAUUCCUAGACGGACACAUCAACGUGAUAUGCUGCACUUCAACACUCGCAGUAGGUGUAAACUUACCAUGUCACCUCGUCGUAAUCAAAAACACAGUCGGCUGGCAAGAGGGAUGCUGCAAAGAAUACUCCGAUCUAGAGAUGAUGCAAAUGCUCGGUCGUGCAGGAAGACCUCAAUUCGACGACAGCGCAGUCGCAGUUAUCCUCACGAGAAAAGAGCGAGUAUCACACUAUGAACGACUUGUUUCGGGGACUGAAAGCCUCGAAAGUUGCUUACAUUUGAAUCUCAUUGAUCAUUUGAAUGCGGAAAUCGGACUUGGAAACGUGACAGAUGUUACGACGGCUACUAAGUGGUUAGCGGGGACUUUUCUUUUCGUCAGACUCCGUCGGAACCCUACUUAUUACAAGCUUAAGGAGGGAGCUAGCGAGGAGGAUGAAGAUGAGUUGCUUAGGCAGAUAUGUGAGAAGGAUAUUGCGCUUCUUCGGGAGUGCAGACUUGUUGAGAGCGGAAGACUACGGUCAACAUCGUUUGGGGACGCGAUGGCUCGGUAUUAUGUUCGGUUUGAAACGAUGAAGAUUCUUCUUAGUUUGGAACGAUGUGCUACAAUUCCACAACUUCUCGAUGUCAUCGUUCAAGCUGAAGAAUUCCGAGAAAUCAGAUUCAAAGCCGGUGAAAAAUCACUAUACAAAGAAAUAAACCGUGACCAGGGAAUCCGAUACCCAAUCAAAAUCGACAUAGCUCUUCCAUCUCACAAGAUUUCUCUCCUCCUUCAGUCCGAACUGGGUGCAGUCGAAUGUCCCGCCGGAGACCAAUUCAACAAGCACAAGUUCCCCUUUCAGCAAGAUAAGAGCAUGGUCUUCGCCCAUGUGAACAGAAUUAUACGAUGUAUAAUUGACUGUCUCAUUGCACGGGAGGACUCAAAAUCUAUUCUGAGUGCAUUGGAGUUAGCACGGAGUUUCGGUGCAAAGGUUUGGGACCAAUCUCCACUUCAGAUGAAGCAGAUUGAGCAGGUGGGCGUGGUAGCUGUUCGGAAGUUAGCCGCGGGUGGAAUAACGAGUAUUGAGGAACUUGAGAACUGUGAGGCUCAUCGCAUUGAGAUGGUUCUUAGUAAGAAUCCUCCAUUUGGAACGAAGCUGUUGUCUCGAUUGAAAGAUUUUCCGAAAUUGCGCAUCUCUGUGAAAAUGACAAACAGGGAUGCGAAAAAUGGUGCUAGCAAGCUUCAGAGUAGCUUAGAGAUCACCCUUGUCGCUGACUUGAAAGCUCCGGAUCAUUAUAUUGUCUGUCAUGCGAUGUGCGAUGAUAUUGCUGGAACUGCAAGAGAAGCUGAGAUUAAGCCGAACAUAUCUUCAUACUUUGCAUCAAAGCCAAGCGGAUUGCCCAAGGUGCAGAACUCCAAAAGCCUCACAUUCCAUCGUACUGGGUCUUCCCGAUCUGAAUCGCAGAAGAUGUCUGUAUUCGAACCAGAUAUAUUUGACGGUGAUGACCUGGGGCUGGACGACUUUCUCAUCGCGGAUCAGCGCCGGUCGAGCCCAAAGAAACCCCAAAAGGCAAAAGCAAAUGAUACCGAGAACUUUGAAGAACUUGACUGGCUGUCUAUUAGUGACACUACUCCGAGUCCCCGCCACACUGAGAAAGAUCAAAAGACUAAAGAUGAAGAGUGGAUCCUCGAGGCAGAGUCCCAGGACCAAGAGAAAUAUAAGCCAGUCCAGCUUGACAAUGGGAAUUGGGCUUGUAAUCACAGAUGCAAAGAUAAGACAUGUUGCAAACACUUGUGUUGUCGAACUGGUCUCGAAAAACCACCGAAGGCUGCUAAAAAGCGAGCUCCUGCAACCCCGAAGCCUAGAGGGUUGAACCAGUUAACUCUGUCAGCGACAAUAACCAAAAGCGAUAGUGCGAAGCAAGCUCAGAAAGUUCCUACGAAGCCAAAGGCGGUAGAACGAAGUCUGUCCAAUUCGUCGAGUGGACGAGGUGCAAAACAAGCUCAGAAAGGCUCCACGAAGUCAAAGAAAAAGCCAGUAGAACGAAGCCUUUCAAACUUGUCGAAAGGACGGAAGGAAGCCAGAAGAUCCAAAUCAGAUACUAGCGGUCGCAAAGAUGGUAUUCGCUCUUCAGGGAAACCAAAGAAAAUCCAAACUACCCUGAAAGCGAACACGAGUGGUUACAAUGACGAUGACGAUGACUUCAGCGACUUCCCUUCACAGUCAGAGCUUCUGAAGGAUCUCACAUCUAUCUUCCGACAACCACCUUCAUUCAAAAUCCCAGAGAUUGAAAGUGGAAAGGUAACCUGGGUUGAUUUGACUAAAGAUGAUUCGACACCUGAUUCGACAGAAAUGAAUACAUCAGGACUGGACACUGCAAAUGCAAAGAGUUUUCUAGCAUCAGCAGAUGCAACACGACUAUCGUCAACACCAAAUCAAACAAGAAGCACUAAUAUUUUCCUUGCCUCUUCUCCCAGCAAGAAUAUUUUCACAAGUCCAGAGAACACGAACAGCACAGCGCUGACUACGCCUUUGACUAUUCAAUCGGUGAAUACUUGCAGCCUAAAGCGGAAUGGAAGUACCAUUCAUGAGACUAGUGACCUCAAGAUCCAGAAAAGGGUCGAGGGAUAUCAGACACAAGAAGUCUUGUCGACGUUAGACACGACCGCUAUGGAAUCUGCAACACAUUCUCAGUCUGAGUCUGAGGCGUCCCCUGGAUGGGAGGAUGUGGAUCGACUAUUACUUGAAGAGUUCAGGGAUGUUAUCAACUUUUACUAA
Molecule: messenger RNA, 5442 nt
Organism: Penicillium angulare
Lineage: Eukaryota; Fungi; Ascomycota; Eurotiomycetes; Eurotiales; Aspergillaceae
Exons: 11
Coding region: 1-5442 (1813 amino acids)
Biological process (GO): pyrimidine nucleotide-sugar transmembrane transport
Cellular component (GO): Golgi membrane
Molecular function (GO): pyrimidine nucleotide-sugar transmembrane transporter activity; nucleic acid binding; ATP binding
Source: RefSeq, a predicted model, not a curated record